UAUUUCCGUCAUUUGCUUAAACCUGUCACGUAGAUUUAAUUUUUGUGCCACUGUUUUCAAGUUAAGCUGGAGUCUUUUCUUUUUUACAUUAUUACUAAGAGAAAUAGCAAGUGAACAACCAGUUUUACUACUGCUGAAAUCUUUCUGGUGAUUGUUUUAGUUGGAUGGGCGAGGACUGGGGAUCCUGGUUUCCUCAGCAACAAUUUAAUUGGCAAUCACCCAAUUUGAAUUAUUUGGGUGCUCCAUUUAACUUUGGGCAGCAGAAUACUCCCCCUUCAUUUUUGAACGCUGGCACUGAUAUGGUUUCUAUGAAGGGGACUUUGCCUGUUUAUCCAUCCCCUGAGCUACCUCACCCGCAUGUUGGUCAAGCAAAUGAAUGUCGUGGUUGGUUUUACUGUUUGCCUGGUUUCCGACAGGCUUUCACGCCUGCUUUAAGCUCUGGUCUCAAAGAGUGGCCUGUCACUGCCCCUUUUGACAAUCAUAAGGAGACCAUUACACCCAAGGUAGAGUCAGGGUGUCCGCAGAAGAGAUACCUUGUUUUUGAUCAGUCAGGCGAUCAAACAACUCUUAUCUUUAGUCCUGGAAUUGGGACUCCUCAACAGUGCUUUACUUCUUGGGGUCCAAAUCCAACUGCUGCAUAUAAUUUGAAGAGGAAAGAUCCUGGUAUUAAAGAAAAUCUGAAUAUUCAUUUAGGGGCUAUUGCAGCUGACCAAUUUGGAGAAAAUAAUGGUACUGAAUUGCAAAGUGAAAUGCACGAGGACACUGAAGAACUGAAUGCCUUACUGUACUCAGAUGAUGAAAGUGAUUCUACCGAGGACGAUGAAGUUACCAGUACAGGUCAUUCACCUAGUACAAUGACAUUUCACAAUAAUCAUGAUUGGUUUGAGGGAAGCACAGAAGAGGUUGCGAGUACUGAUGGGUCAACUAAAAAGCGAAAACUGUUUGCAGGUGACAGUCAUUCACCUGCAUUAAUGGACACUGCUAGUUCAGUGAAAUCCAUCAGAAGCUUUGAGUAUGAUAAUGAUGCUGAAUCUAGGUGUGAAGAUGGCAUGAAGGCCUUAGGUGAGAUGGGUUCAGAACCAACCAACAAAAGGACAAGAAAAGAAAGAAUAAGAGAGACUGUUAGCAUUCUGCAGAGCAUAAUUCCGGGUGUAAAGGGCAAGGAUGCAAUUGUGGUUCUUGAUGAAGCUAUUAAUUACUUGAAAUCCUUGAAGCUCAAAGCAAAAACUUUAGGGCUUGAUGCUCUCCCUCAGUAGCAAAACUUCAUCAAGUAAAUAUUAGUAGUGGCACUAGGUUUUAUCAGUUACUUGUUAAUUACUAGAAGUUAAUGGUGUGUGCAGAAUAAGGCAGGUAAACCUGAACUGGGCAUGGUCUAAGGAUUUGCUCAAGAUAAAAGAGUGCAAAGCAUGUGCAGACUGGAAAGAGAGAGGAUCAUGGAAUCUCUACCGUAGUCUAUAAUCAGUGACAGAUUUCGAAAUCAGCAAGCUUUGAUUGUCAACAUCUUCUAUAGUUCCUGUAAAGAUGAAGGCAAGUGCAGCGUAAUAUGUCCCAAUAAAGGAAAGAGGUUGAAUCAUUAAGCAUGUCUUAGGGUCUAGAUAAAGUAGCACUCAACAUCUGGGCGUGGGAGAAUGGCUGUGUGAACGAGAAGACUAGUUAUUCUAGAGGGACCCUCUUGGAAGGAGGACGAACGCACGCUGCUUGUGUGUUUUGGGGCCCAACUCUCACUUUCGCCACCCUUUUUGUAUUCUUGUCAUUUUUUUUCUCCUGCGGGGUUGCCACUUUCUUGAUGUGUAACAUUGCACGAGUAAGGGCCGCCUUCGUAUUUCAUCCUGGCAAGCCUCUGGGGCCCCCUGAUUUGCCAUUCCAUGUUUCUUCUCAGGCAUUCUCACAAUGUCAGCACUGUGCGCAGGCAUUCCAAUGGGCUAGUUUCCUUUUUUAAUGCGUAUUGUAAUUUGAUUGGUGAAGAACAUUUAUGUUUGUCUACUUAUUUGCCUCAAAUCUCUUGGGGUUUUCUAGAUGAUGACUCUGGAUUUGGAUGGUUCGAUGUAAUUUAAAUUUGCUUGGUGUUAUUUGUUGUCUUUA
Hevea brasiliensis (rubber tree) is the source of this 2082-nucleotide messenger RNA. RefSeq names its product transcription factor bHLH145. The record is from RefSeq and is a predicted model, not a curated record. Gene Ontology annotation, molecular function: protein dimerization activity. The coding region runs from base 165 to 1256 and encodes 363 amino acids. Lineage: Eukaryota; Viridiplantae; Streptophyta; Magnoliopsida; Malpighiales; Euphorbiaceae. The transcript is spliced from 2 exons.